Messenger RNA from Aphanomyces invadans, 1402 nucleotides. RefSeq lists its product as hypothetical. Gene Ontology annotation, molecular function: alpha-1,3-mannosyltransferase activity. Gene Ontology annotation, cellular component: Golgi apparatus. Lineage: Eukaryota; Oomycota; Saprolegniomycetes; Saprolegniales; Verrucalvaceae. The record is from RefSeq and is a predicted model, not a curated record. The coding region runs from base 7 to 1335 and encodes 442 amino acids. The transcript has a single exon. Gene Ontology annotation, biological process: protein O-linked glycosylation.
GCGACCAUGGCGGCGGGCGAGCGAAGGCAGCCCGGGCGCUGGUCGUGGCGCCACGUCUUGUGGCUGCUGUGGGUCGGGAUCGUGGCCACGAUGGCGAGCACAUUUCGGCUCAUUUACCGCCGCGUCGUGUACGUUCCACCCGAGGAUUUGCAACGUCAAGCGGCGUACGAGACGCAGUUUCCGAACGCCACGCGCGGGAUUGUCAUGACCGUGUGCGACGCGAUGGUCCCGAUCGGCGCGUCCCUCGUGAUGGAGCUGCGCGCGCUCGGCAAUACGGAUCCGAUUCAAAUCAUGUAUUGCCUCCCGUCGGACCUGUCGGCGACGUCGAUUGCCCUGCUCCACGCGACGGACCCGGACGUGCAAGUGAUCGACAUUUGCCGCAUCCUCCUCGACGCGAACCUCCUCCCAAACGACGACGUCGCAGUUGCCUUCCAGAGCUUUUGGCUCAAGCCCGUCGCGCUACUCCUGUCGUCGUUCGAUCAAGUGAUGCUGAUGGAUGUAGACAACAUCUUUCUCCACGACCCGAGUGUGCUGUGGACCGCGCCGGCGUACAAAGAGACCGGCACACUCUUCUUCUACGACCGCGUUGUCCCCCUCGACUGGGGCCUCAAUCAAAAGCGAGGGGACCGAUCGUACCUGACGACGUUCCUCGACCAGUUCUCGUACCACACAUUCAACCUGACGGCUCCGACCGCCCCGUCGGCGCGCCUCAAGGGAUCGGCCAUGUAUGCCCGACGCACCGCCCAUGAACAAGACUCGUCCGUCGUUGUCAUCGACAAAGCGCGCGCUGGCCGCAACGUCCGCAACAUCCUGUGGUAUCUCUCGACCCAUCUCCGCUUCCGCCAACGCGAGCCGUUCUCGUACGGGGACAAGGAGGCGUUCUGGCUAUCGUUUGAACUCGCGCAGGUGCGGUAUGCGUUUUCGCCGUGGGCUGCCAGCGUCGUUGCCGCCGCGGGAGACAUGGACAACCACCCCGACACCCUCUGCGGGAGUUUGGCGCAGUAUGUUCCAUCCACGGCGACGAUGCCCGACCUGCUGUACGUGAAUGGGGGCGACGUGAUCGACAUUGUCGACGUCAUGGGAGACAACCACACGAAGCUCGUCAACGACGCGGCCACAGACUGGACGGCGCGCGGCGCGCGGCUCAUCGAGCGCAUUCCGCGAUUUGUUGUGCCUCGGUACACGAGGGACAAGCCGACGUCGAACCUCACCAUGUUUGACCAAACGUGCCUCGUUCAUGCCAACUCGACAGGUAUUUCCCCCGUCUUUAUCGACACCGCGACGCGCCGCAUUCGCUUGGCCGCCGCCGUGGCAUCGAAAAUGCAGUGGACGUGAUGCCAGCUCUCGUUGCCUUUGGUCGUCCCUUUUUCGUGACGUCGUAAGAUGACGUUUUGUCGGCGUU